Messenger RNA from Acanthoscelides obtectus, 723 nucleotides. NCBI's taxonomy places the organism in Eukaryota, Metazoa, Arthropoda, Insecta, Coleoptera, Chrysomelidae. The record is from the annotation of a GenBank genome assembly.
AUGCCCCAACAAGAAUUUUACCUCAUCAUCAUCCCGCUCAUAGAAGAUUUCUCUAUCAUCCCUACGCAAAAUGCCCAUUUCCCUAUCCCUUCGACGCAUUUCUUCUUCUGCAGCCAAUCUCUCGCCCACAGAAAGUUGUUCAUAUUCAUCGUCAUCCACAAUGCGUUCAUCGUAACGAUCCAGAUGAGGCAUAGGACGAUAAUCACUAUUCAACAAAAAAAAAAAGAUUUUUUUUAUUGUGACAUCACACUUGAAAUGGUUAUCCCAACGACCGAGAAUGAAUGGAGAAACAUUGCAGACGACUUCGAAAAGAGAUGCAACUGUCCGAACUGCCUGGGGGCGGUAGAUGGAAAACAUGUCAAUAUAAAACCGCCCACCGGAAGUGGUUCAUAUUUUUAUAACUAUAAAGGAGCAUACAGCCUAGUGCUCUUGGCAGUGGUCAACGCAAAUUACGAGUUCAUUAUGUGUGAUUUCGGGAUCAACAGCCGCAUAUCUGAUGGAGGAGUUAUUGAGUACAACCAGUUUUACCGGAAGCUUAAAGAUAGGAAACUCUCCAUACCACCUCCAACAAGAACAAUGAACAGUAAAGAAGCAUUGCCAUUUGUUUUUAUAGGUGAUGAAGCGUUUGCACUCCGCUGUGAUUUCUUGAAACCAUUUAGCCAGAGAGACUGGGAUCAUGAUAAGAAAAUUUUCAAUUAUCGUCUCUCAAGGGCAAGGAUGUAG